AUGUUAACUAGAGCAAAAACCAGUCUUCAACACAAAACUGCCCUUAUCAUAUCUGGCCAAGUACCUAUUCUACCUGAACCUAAUUCAGUUACUAAAGGCUUGGUCAGUAAUGAAUGGAGAGAAGCCAUGCAACUUGAAUAUGAUGCAUUGGUAAAGAAUAACACUUGGUCCCUUGUUCCCAAGAUGAGUGAUAUGCAGAUUAUUGGUAACAAAUGGGUCUUUAGGACAAAGUUUCAUGCUGAUGGGUCUCUCCAAAAGUACAAAACAAAGCUGGUUGCCAAGGGGUUUCAGCAAACCCCUGGGUUGGAUUUCUUUGAAACUUUCAGUCUUGUAAUUAAGCCUUCAAUCAUCAGAAUUAUCCUAACCCUUUCUGUGACCAAUGGAUGGGACAUUCAACAAGUGGAUGUCAAUAAUGCCUUCCUAAAUGGCACCCUCAAUGAAACAAUCUAUAUGAGGUAG
Molecule: messenger RNA, 459 nt
Organism: Pistacia vera
Lineage: Eukaryota; Viridiplantae; Streptophyta; Magnoliopsida; Sapindales; Anacardiaceae
Exons: 1
Coding region: 1-459 (152 amino acids)
Source: RefSeq, a predicted model, not a curated record